AGAGAGAGAGAAAUGGACGGAGGAGGAGGGGCUGGUUGGAGUGGCGACGAAGCCGACACCACCAAGAAGGGAUUAGCGGGCACGGGCUUGGAAUUACCAGAGAAUCGCCAUGGAAACCUAAAAAGUGCUUCCAGCGACCAAAACCUCAAAGACCUCCUUCUCCAAAUCAAGUCCUGCAAAUCCCCUGCUGUUAUCAACUAUGGCGCAUCUUGGUGCCGUGUGUGUAGCCAAAUCCUUCCUGCAUUCUGCCAGCUGAGUAAUAGUUUUCCAAAGCUCUCCUUCAUCUAUGCAGACAUUGAUGAAUGCCCUGAAACUACUCAGCACAUUCGGUACACGCCGACCUUCCAUUUUUACCGGGAGGGUGAACGGGUGGAUGAGAUGUUUGGUGCUGGAGAAGAGCGGCUUCAUGAUCGGUUGUGGUUGCACUCCUGAACUGUUUGUUUCAAACAAUUAUUCAGCUGUGGCUGUGGGUGUAGUUUGCACCCAAAAUCUGUAUGGCUUUGUAUAAUUUGUGCCCAAGCUAUUACUCAAGUUGUUGAAUUUCUUGCGAUGAGCCUACAAUCAUGCAAUUACUAGAUUUUGAUUGUUCA
Molecule: messenger RNA, 590 nt
Organism: Prunus persica (peach)
Lineage: Eukaryota; Viridiplantae; Streptophyta; Magnoliopsida; Rosales; Rosaceae
Product: thioredoxin-like 3-3
Exons: 3
Coding region: 13-432 (139 amino acids)
Source: RefSeq, a predicted model, not a curated record